CGAUCAUUGAAAGUGAGAGUAACACUGACAGGGGAGAGACGUGUGUGUAAACAACACAGCAGAGAAAUACACAGCAGCAUGUCUCCCAAGUAAAACACACACAGCCCAUUAUGUAAAACAGCACACAGGUAACCCUUUGAUUGCCCCUUAUGUUAACCCCUUCCUGCCCAGUGUCAUUAGUACAGUGUCAGUGCUUUUUAUUAGCACUGAUCACUGUCAUAGUGUCACUGGAGAUGUCAGUGGCAGUUAGUUCCCACCCAGUGUUAGGUCACAGUCCCACUAUG
Staurois parvus is the source of this 284-nucleotide messenger RNA. The record is from the annotation of a GenBank genome assembly. NCBI's taxonomy places the organism in Eukaryota, Metazoa, Chordata, Amphibia, Anura, Ranidae.